AAGUCCAUGAACCAUAUUGGGCUAACAGUGUCCAGAACAAACAGUGCUCUCUGCCUUAUUGCUGAGGUACUUUUUAAAAUCUUUUUUUUUUACUUCUAACCACUUAAUUUAAAUUCCUAUCGUCAUGGAGAUCCCAGUAUUUACAGUGGAUGCCUUUACUAAUGUACCUUUUAAAGGCAACCCUGCAGCUGUGUGUCCCAUAACGCAUGAGCUGACGGAUGAUUUGUAUCAGAAGAUAGCAGCAGAGAUCAACCUGUCAGAAACAGUGUUCAUCACCAAGAUCCAGACCUCUGAUAGUUUCUCCACAGCAUCAAGAUUUCGUCUCCGCUGGUUUACACCGACCACUGAAGUGAAUCUCUGUGGCCAUGCUACUCUGGCCUCUGCUGCCGUGCUUUUCCAGCAUAAGAAGAAUGUCAACCCUGUGCUGGUGUUUGAGACCAGGAGUGGAGACCUGGCUGUCGCUCAGCUCAAAGAUGAAUACGUCAUGGACUUCCCUCUUAACCCACCUGUCCAGCAGGACCCCAAUGAAUUUAGUGAUGUCAUCAAGGCUGCAGUUGGAAACAACACGGUUCACAGUGUCCACCUGAGUACAACCACCAAGAAACUGAUGGUUCGACUGACUGACAGCUGUGACAGGUCAGUGCUCACCCAUCUGAAAGUGGAUGCUGUCGCCCUACAGAACAGUGAGAGAAGUGGACGAGUCAAAGGAGUGAUUGUCACUAUAAAAGGUUCUCCAGAGUCCCAGCCUGGAUAUGACUUCUACUCCAGAUAUUUCGCUCCAUGGAACGGUAUCCCUGAAGAUCCUGUCACUGGUUCUGCUCAUACUGUACUCGGCAGUUACUGGUCUAAAGAACUGGGAAAGAAGAAACUGCUGGCGUACCAAUGUUCCAGUCGUGGCGGGGGGCUGAAGCUGGAAGUGAGAGAUGACGGAAGAAUAAACAUAUCUGGACAAACUGUCACUGUACUGAGGGGGGCGCUCACGCUGUAGUCACCUCACACACCACACGUCCACAGCACAGAAUCAAACGUCUCACCACAUUAUUUGUUCAGAUUUGUAUUAUUUAUUCACAAUUAAAUAAUUAACAUAUAAACAGGAGGUAGAAACAAAACUUACUUUUUUUCUGAUUUUUGCUAUGACAUCAUGUCAUUACUUUAU
This is a messenger RNA of Cynoglossus semilaevis (tongue sole), 1156 nucleotides long. Its product is annotated as phenazine biosynthesis-like domain-containing protein 1. The record is from RefSeq and is a predicted model, not a curated record. The transcript is spliced from 10 exons. Gene Ontology annotation, cellular component: cytoplasm. The coding region runs from base 125 to 988 and encodes 287 amino acids. NCBI's taxonomy places the organism in Eukaryota, Metazoa, Chordata, Actinopteri, Pleuronectiformes, Cynoglossidae. Gene Ontology annotation, biological process: biosynthetic process. Gene Ontology annotation, molecular function: isomerase activity.